This is a messenger RNA of Carlito syrichta (Philippine tarsier), 1237 nucleotides long. It is a transcript of the gene HS1BP3, whose product is annotated as HCLS1 binding protein 3. Gene Ontology annotation, molecular function: phosphatidylinositol binding. The transcript has 10 exons. Bases 23 to 1225 code for a protein of 400 amino acids. The record is from RefSeq and is a predicted model, not a curated record. NCBI's taxonomy places the organism in Eukaryota, Metazoa, Chordata, Mammalia, Primates, Tarsiidae.
CGCCUCGUAGUCCAGCGGCGCGAUGAUCCAGUCCCCUGCGGUGCUUGACACCUCCAGGCGAGUUCAGAAUGUCCACACAGGCCUCGACCUGACCGUGCCCCAGCACCAGGAGGUCCGGGGCAAGAUGAUGUCUGGCCACGUGGAGUACCAGAUCCUGGUGGUGACCCGGCUGGCUGCGUUCAAGUCGGCCAAGCACAAGCCCGAGGAUGUUGUCCAGUUCUUGGUCUCCAAAAAGUACAGCGAGAUUGAGGAGUUUUACCAGAAACUGAGCAGUCGCUAUGCAGCAGCCAACCUCCCCCCGCUCCCCAGGAAGGUCCUGUUUGUUGGGGAGUGUGACAUCCGGGAAAGGAGAGCCGUGUUCAAUGAGAUUCUGCGCUGUGUCUCCAAGGAUGCCGAGUUGGCAGGCAGCCCAGAGCUGCUAGAGUUCUUAGGCACCAGAUCCCCAGGGUCUGCAGGUCUCACCAGCAGAGAUUUCUCUGUCCUGGAUGACACAGAUAGCCGAGCAGGGGAGGAGGACGAAGCUUUUGACUUCUUUAAUCAGCAAGACCAAAUGGCGGGUGAGGGUCCGCCCAUCCUGGGCCUGAAGGACAAGGAUGUAGAGAAGUCCUUGGAUGAGGAGGAGGAGAAAGAGGAGGAAGAGGAGGCAUUGGAUCCCCUGGGCAUCAUGCGCUCCAAGAAGCCCAAGAAACACCCCAAAGUGUCCGUGAAACCCAAGCCCUCGCCCCGGCUCACCAUCUUUGAUGAGGAGGUGGACCCUGAUGAGGGGCUCUUUAGCCCAGGCAGGAGGCUUUCUCCCCAGGGCCCCACGAAGGAUGCAUCCCCCAUGGACCCCCUGAAGCUGUUUGACGAUCCUGACCUUGGUGGGGCUGUCCCCCUGGGUGACUCCUUGCUGCUGCCAGCUGCCUGUGAGCCUGGAGGACCCAUGUCCAGCCCAGGCCGCAGAGACUCCUCCGAGGAGCUGUUCAGAGUUGAAGAGGACUUGGAUCAGAUUCUGAACCUGGGGGCUGAGCCCAAACCCAAGUCCCAGCCUAAGUCCAAGCCACCCGUGGCAGCUAAGCCAGCACUACCCAAAAAACCAGCUGUUCCCCUCAAAGUAGGCCCAUCUGAAGCCGUGGCCGGGCAGCAGAAGCCACAGCAGCAGAUCCAAGCCAUGGAUGAGAUGGACAUCUUGCAGUACAUCCGGGACCAUGACAUGCCCUCUCAGGCCACCCCCAGUCUCUUCUGACCCCUUUCCCAU